Molecule: messenger RNA, 1403 nt
Organism: Cervus elaphus (red deer)
Lineage: Eukaryota; Metazoa; Chordata; Mammalia; Artiodactyla; Cervidae
Gene: ING1
Product: inhibitor of growth family member 1
Exons: 2
Coding region: 16-1182 (388 amino acids)
Biological process (GO): positive regulation of DNA-templated transcription
Cellular component (GO): nucleus
Source: RefSeq, a predicted model, not a curated record
GGCGGGCCUUGCACUAUGAGUGGCACUGCUGUGUUUCCGCUGCCUUCUUUUUUCCCUUGCGUAAGUGGGGCGGGCAGGAGGGAGGUGGUCGAGUCGAUUCGAAAGUGUUCGGGUCGCCCGGCCUUGGGCCUCGCAUUGGCCAUUGGUGCUGCGGGGGCGGGCUGUGUCCUCCCGUCCUGCGUCGUGAUUGGUGCCCCGCCUGGCCCCCGCCCCCCCGGUCCGGCGAUCCCUAUAGGCAGUGGCUCCAGAGGCGGGGCGCGCCGCCCGCUGGCCGCCUCUCCAUUGGUGGGGUCCGGCUCGGCCUCGCCCCCACCCCACCCCCAAGGACGGGAGCAGGUCACUUCCUCCAGGGAGCAAUGGCGGAACCCGAGGGACGGGGCGAGGCCGGCGCUCCGUGCUGCUGGUACUGGCGAGGGUGCAGUCGGGCCUCCCGCCCGGGCCCUGGGGGCCCGCGGGAGCGGCCGCGCGGAGCGGCGGUGUCAGAUCCUGAAGGAACUGGAUGAGUACUACGAGAAGUUCAAGCGGGAGGCAGACGGCACCCAGAAGCGGAGAGCGCUGCACUGCAUCCAGCGGGCGCUGAUCCGCAGCCAGGAGCUGGGCGACGAGAAGAUCCAGCUCGUGAGCCAGAUGGUGGAGCUGGUGGAGAACCGGGCCCGGCAGGUGGACAGCCACGUGGAGCUGCUCGAGGCCCACCAGGAGGCCGCCGACGCCACGGGCCACAGCAAAGCCGGCCAGGACAAGGCCAAAAACGAGGCGAUCGCCCAGGCGGAGAAGCCCAACAACAAGAGGUCCCGGCGACAGCGCAACAACGAGAACCGGGAGAACGCCGCAAACAACCACGACCACGAUGACGUCACUUCCGGGACGCCCAAGGAGAAGAAGGCCAAGGCCUCCAAGAAGAAGAAGCGCUCCAAGGCCAAGGCGGAGAGGGAGGCUUCCCCCGCGGACCUGCCCAUAGACCCGAACGAGCCCACGUACUGUCUGUGCAACCAGGUCUCCUACGGGGAGAUGAUUGGCUGCGACAACGACGAGUGCCCCAUCGAGUGGUUCCACUUCUCCUGCGUGGGGCUGAGCCACAAGCCCAAGGGCAAGUGGUACUGCCCCAAGUGCCGGGGCGAGAGCGAGAAGACCAUGGACAAGGCCCUGGAGAAGUCCAAACGGGAGCGGGCCUACAACAGGUAGUGGCGGGCCUGCUGGACCCAGGCGGCCGCAAGCCGCGUAUUUAUUGCGUCGCCACCGGGCGGGCGGGCGCGCGCAGGGAUGCACCUGUAGACGGAGGAGGACAGUCCUCGGUGGGGCGCCGGGCGUCUCUGCUCUCCCGGCGGUGCACGCGUGUAACAGGAACGUGGUCUGUGGACCAGCGUUUGAGAAACUGAAAAUAUAGGUUUGAAUGAAACACCCAA